UCGAUGGUAUUGUUGAUUUUGCCCUUAUAGAAACAGAAUUUCAAAAUAUUGUACAUUAAAGUAAAAUAUUAUAUCGAUUUAACUCUAUCAUUUAUUUGUUACAAUGUCUCGUAAGCGGGAUAUCUCCAAAGAGGAAAUAGCCAGGCAGUUCCUGCUGCCCGAAAGACAGUCCAAAAUAGACACCUUACUCAAACAAGACGGUCAGGCGUACUGCAUAUGUCGUUCUUCCGAUUCCUCCCGUUUCAUGAUAGCCUGUGACGCUUGCGAAGAAUGGUACCACGGGGACUGCAUAAAAAUAUCUGAGAAAGAAGCCAAGUUGAUCAAGCAGUACUUCUGUAUCCGCUGCAAGGAGGAAGAUUCCACCCUGGUCACCCGUUGGAAGACCAAGAGGGAACGGGAUGAAGCCAGCUCGGUCCAGAAUAAUUCUGAGGACCGCAAAUCGAGGAAAAGGAAAGAUCGAGGGGAGAAUAAGACGGAUAAGAAAACGAAGAAGUGCGGCGAGUGCAUGGGCUGUUACCGAACCGAGGACUGCGGUAGAUGCGACGUGUGCACCCGUAAAAACAGACACGGCUCGUCCAAGAAUAAGGAGCGGUGCAAGCAGAGAAUCUGCGUCAAUUCUCUAGGAGGGUUAGUAUGGUUUAGUAAUCGUUUCCGACGUUACUUCAUAGUUUUUAUUUACAGAGCGCGACGUAAGAGGAGGGAAUCGAGUUCCGACAGGGACCAAUCGUUCAACGAGCACUUGAAAACGGAUUACCCGAGGCAGUGCUACGGUCCGAAGUGCGUGAAUAGUGCACGUUACGGGUCUAAGUACUGUUCGGACCAGUGCGGUAUGGAUCUGGCGAAGACGAGGAUACUUCAGGUCUUGCCGCAGAGACUGCAGGAGUGGGCCUUGAGCCCCUCGGUUGCGGAAGAGAUGAACAUCAAAGCUCUCGAUCAAGUCAGAAAGCAGCAGGUCGAGGUGAAACAGAUACUUCAAGAACUGGACAAGCGCCACAGAGAGCUGGACUUCAUAGUAGAACGAGCGAAGAACGCCUCGAUCGACCCGAAUCAGGACAAUGACAACGACGAAGAUGCCGAAAUUUCCAUGUACUGCAUCACCUGCGGCCACGAGAUCCACUCCAAGACGGCCAUAAAGCACAUGGAGAAGUGCUUCAACAAGUACGAGUCGCAGGCAUCAUUCGGGUCCGUCUUCAAGACCAGAAUCGAAGGCAACAACAUGUUCUGCGACUUCUACAACUCCUCGAACAGGACGUACUGCAAGAGGCUGCGCGUCCUGUGCCCCGAGCACUGCAAGGACCCUAAGAUAAGCGAGUACGAUGUGUGCGGUUGCCCGUUGGUGACGAACGUCUUCUCCCCGACCGGCGAGUUCUGCAGGGCCCCGAAGAAGUCCUGCACCAAGCAUUACGUCUGGGAGAAGCUGAGACGGGCCGAGAUCGACCUGGAGAGGGUGCGGCAGUGGUUGAAGAUGGACGAGCUGUUGGAGAAGGAACGGCAGAUAAGGACGAGCAUGGCGAGCCGGGCGGGGGUCUUGGCGCUGAUGCUCCACAGCACUUACAACCACGAGCUCAUGGAGAGGAUCACGAAGGCGCAGGACCAGCAGAGCAUUCAGCGAGAGAUGGCGAAACGCAUGAAGAUGAAGCCGCGGUAUUCUUGAAAGGGGCGAAACUGUGGUACGGAAGGUGGCAAGCUUCAAUUUUGAUUAACUCUGUAUGAUUAUUAAAUAAUUAGUUGUCGCUAAUAAAAUUCGUAAUUUAGUGA
Messenger RNA from Anoplophora glabripennis (Asian longhorned beetle), 1758 nucleotides. RefSeq names its product CXXC-type zinc finger protein 1. Gene Ontology annotation, cellular component: Set1C/COMPASS complex. The record is from RefSeq and is a predicted model, not a curated record. NCBI's taxonomy places the organism in Eukaryota, Metazoa, Arthropoda, Insecta, Coleoptera, Cerambycidae. Bases 104 to 1654 code for a protein of 516 amino acids. Gene Ontology annotation, biological process: positive regulation of DNA-templated transcription. Gene Ontology annotation, molecular function: DNA binding; zinc ion binding. The transcript is spliced from 6 exons.